AGGGUGGUCAAGCAACUUUUCAGCACUGCAUGCAACGUGUUGACCUAGAUAGGAGCCAAGAGAAGCUGCAAGGAGCCCUCACAGAAGACCCAGCUUAAAGCUUGGGGGGGUUGCAAACAGGGUUCCGGGUAGCUAUUCUAGAGCCAAAAUAGAUCCCUUCAAAAGACAAGGGGGAGCAGGGCAAGGGGCAAUGAUGUGGCCAAAUUUUUUCCUCCAGGACGAGGAGGGGCGCAUGGGGGGGCGCACGCGGGCAGGGGUCAAGCGGCGCAAGGUCCUGACGGAUGAGCAAGAGGGCAAGAUCAAGCUGGCCUUUUUUGUGGCCAUCGUGGGGAUGACCCUGACAGUGCUGGCCGUGGGCACAGAAUUCUGGGUGGAGCUCAACACCUACAAGCAGAACCAAUCCCUCGUCUGCGAGGCGGCCCACUAUGGCUUGUGGAAAUUUUGCCACAAGAAACUCUGGAUGGAUGUUGUGGAGGAGGAGAGGGCUACCUGUGGACCCGCAGAGCUGCCUGGAGAAGCCAACUGUUCUUAUUUCAAAUUCUUCACUACUGGGGAGAAUGCUCACAUCUUCCAGAGGACUACUAAAAAAGAACUGAACAUCACGGCAGCUAUUGUGUCCCUCGUCAGCAUCACCCUAAUGGCCAUGGGGUCCCUCUGCAUCACGGUGGCUCUGAGCAAAGGGGUUGAAUUUCUCCUGAAACCAGCAUCUUGCUUCUUUAUCAUAUCAGGCAUUAUGGUGCUCAUAUGUCUGGAGGUUUUCCGGCACUCGGUUCGAUGGCUUAUCACCUCGGAUGAGACCAUCCCACUGGAGUACGAGUAUUCCUGGUCCGUGGCUUGUGCAGUGGCGGCUGGGGCUAUCCUGAUCUUUGGCGGAGGCUGUUUUAUCCUUUUGUCCAUGCCUGGCUUGCCCAAAAAGCCCUGGGAAUACUGCAUGAAAAGCCGCAGCAGCAGCAGCAACGCUUCCUAAAAACCGUACGGGAGAGAAUCCCAAAGUCUCUCUUUCUCUCAUUCUGCCAACAAACACAAUCAUACACACACACAAUGACACACAAAAACAUACAUAUACCUCCACCCACCCCCUAGGGGGCAGAAAGAACCGACCUUCUCCCUCCUACAUGCCUGCCCCCUUUCUCCAUCCUCUGGACUCAGUUUUCUCCCAUCCCUGUUUUGUGACUUGUAAAUAGAACCUCUAGUGCUUGUUUUGUUUUAGAUUGGCGGGGAGGGGGGGCGGCUAUGAGGAAAGGGCUCUGCUUGUGAAUGAGGGGACAGCUGUGCUAAUGAACUGAGAAAUUACGAGGGGAGGGAGGAUAAAGGGCUGUAUUUUAAACCCGGUUUUUAUAAAUGGCUAUUUAUAGCUCAAUGGA
Zootoca vivipara (common lizard) is the source of this 1364-nucleotide messenger RNA. RefSeq names its product calcium voltage-gated channel auxiliary subunit gamma 6 (gene CACNG6). Gene Ontology annotation, molecular function: voltage-gated calcium channel activity; calcium channel regulator activity. Lineage: Eukaryota; Metazoa; Chordata; Lepidosauria; Squamata; Lacertidae. Gene Ontology annotation, biological process: calcium ion transmembrane transport; regulation of calcium ion transmembrane transport via high voltage-gated calcium channel. Gene Ontology annotation, cellular component: membrane; L-type voltage-gated calcium channel complex. The record is from RefSeq and is a predicted model, not a curated record.